UUCGUGCAGAUUUCUCUCGGGACAAUAAAAUUCUCCACAUUUUCUGCACUCCUUUCCUGAUCUCUCUCUCUCUCUCUCAGUACAAACACAAUGGGCGUGUUCACUUUUGCGCAGGAAUUUGAGUCGCCAAUCUCUCCAAGCAGGCUCUUCAAAGCCCUAAUGCUCGAUAGCCACACCCUUCUCCCCAAGCUCAUGCCCCAAUCCAUCGAGAGCAUCGAGUUCUGCGAAGGCCAUGGCGAGGUCGGGAGCAUCAAGCAGACCAACUUUGCUCAAGGGUGCUUGAUCAAAUACGCAAAGCACCGGAUCGAUGAGCUAGACGUGAAGAACUGCCGCUGCAAGUACAGCCUGAUCGAGGGUGACAUAAUCGAUGAGAAGCUCAAGCGUGUGGAGUACGAGGCCGAGUUUACAGAUGAUGGGCAUGGUGGGUGCAUAUGCAAGAUAUCGAGCAAUUAUUGCUCGGACCUGGAUAUCGAGUUCAGGGAUGAGGACAUAGAGUUUGGCAAAGAUAGAGCCACGGAAGUGUACAGGGUUAUUGAAGCCUACUUGUUGGCAAAUCCUAAUGCUUGUACUUAGCUAUGUGAAUCCAUCAUUGGCCGAUGGCAGUCGGUUGCUUUUGUAUGUUGUACGCAAUCAAAAUGAACAUCCAACUUCUGCAAAGCACCUAAUAUCUAGCAACAAGAGAGAUCAUACAAUUAGAACUUCGAAAGAUAUACGUGUUUGUAGGCAGCUAGCAGACCUAUCGAUUAUUUUCAGAA
Messenger RNA from Punica granatum (pomegranate), 755 nucleotides. Lineage: Eukaryota; Viridiplantae; Streptophyta; Magnoliopsida; Myrtales; Lythraceae. The record is from RefSeq and is a predicted model, not a curated record.